AUGAGUACAACUUCAACAAGACCUGCAUCGCCAUCGUCCCCUGUAGCUAGCCAAACAAAAACCGUCGUUCAAGAUGCGACUUCUCCAGAUUUUAUUUACGGUGGUCCCUUUAUAGACGUACAAACUACAAGUCCGUUUCUAAAUACCGCGACUCCUAUAAAUGUUCAAUUACAGGGCACCUUCAAAAAGAGUUUCGCAUACUACUCGCUAAAAGAACGUUUGCCGAUUAUAUUGACAAAAGUUAUAGAUUAUCUGUCGCGGGAGAGCGGGAAAAUAAAAUCCGCUCAUGGCGCUUCCGAUGAAGAUAUACGCAGUCUCAUUCAAUACAUAACAAAAUUGAAAAACGAUUUAGUAACAAACAAAAAGUAUGAAUUGUUAACAGUAGAUACGCCAGAGGCUAAAAAAUGGAACGAAUUUAUUCAAAAUUCAGAUUGUCAAUACUAUUUUACUAAUGUGUGGGUGUUUUCUGAGUGUUAUGUGUACAGGCGGUUGAGGGAAGGAUGUGAAUUGACUAAAAAUCUCCGAAAUUUUGAUCCUUUCGAUGAACAAAAAGAAAAGGCGUUUAUGGAAAGCUUAGAGCCUAUGUGUGUGGUCGCUGACAAACUAGUCACUAUGUUGCCGGAGAGCGAUAAGGAUAAGAGGAAAAGUGAUUUUGCUACUUUAUUAAAGAUUUGUCUAUGGGCCAACAAGUGUGAUCUAUCACUAUCUAUGGGAGAGCAAGUGAAUUUGAAGGACGAUGCUAGUAUCACAUCUAGGAAACUAUUAGACCCUUUCCAAUUGGUUUUGGAUCUUAAAGAUAAGGUGUUAGUGGACGACACGGCGAAGAUUUGCGAUCUAGUUAUAACCAAAGCUGAGAGUAUGGCCAAAGCUAUUGAAGGGUGCCCAGAAGAAGUGAAGAUGGAGAAAGCGGAGGGAGAACAAGAAGAGCAGCCGGAGCACCCUCCGUGUCCUGCUAAAAUGACUACACCACAAUGUGUUACAUUCGACAUAGUGUGUGAUAACUCCGGCUACGAGCUGUUCUCAGAUCUAUGUCUCGCGCAUUUCCUUAUCAGCCAGAAUAUCGUUAAAAAGGUGAGAUUCCACGUGAAGAAAAUCCCUUGGUUCGUCUCAGAUGUCACUCCGAAGGACUUCGAGUAUGUUAUAAACGCGUGUGCUCAAGCAAGUUUUAGUAAGGAAGUGCCUCCAGAACCGAGAUCAGAAACAGCAGAUGGCGAGAGUGUACAAGCGGAAGGGCCGAGGAUAGUGACAUCAGAAAACUUACGCAACUUGGGCAAAGAGUGGAUGAAGUACUAUGAAGAUGGGACUUUUGUUGUCAUGUGCGAUGAUUUCUGGACAUACCCCCACGUGUACAAAGACAUGAAGCUGUACGACCCCCAGCUGUACAGGAAGCUACAAUUCGCCAUCGCUGUUUUAUUCAAAGGCGACUUGAAUUACAGGAAAUUGUUGGGGGAAAUCAACUGUAACCCUUCCUUGGGCUUUGAAGCAGCUUUGCAGGGUUUCAUGCCGGCCCCUGUGAUAGCCCUAAGGACGGUAAAGGCCGACCUCAUUUGCGGUCUGCCCAAAGGGAAAUGGGAGCAAUUGAAUAAAAUAGACGAGAAAUGGAUGGAGAAAGGCGAUUAUGGUGUAAUUCAAUUCUGUGCAAAAUCAGAGGCUUUGAAGGUAGCAGAUCGACCCUGUGCAGAGUAUGGAGAGACUUGCUCCGGAGACAAGUGCGGACAACACAUGUCA
Brenthis ino (lesser marbled fritillary) is the source of this 1728-nucleotide messenger RNA. Lineage: Eukaryota; Metazoa; Arthropoda; Insecta; Lepidoptera; Nymphalidae. The record is from the annotation of a GenBank genome assembly.